AAAGGAUCACUACUCCAUGCUGUACCGGCAACGGUUUAUCAGAUAUUUAUCUUUGAAUAUUAAAUUGUUAAAUUCGAAUAUGCUAAGCAAACAGCGUGUUCGCUUUUUUUUUGCUGUAUUCUUGAUCCUAUCGGGUGAUUAGCGUCUGCUUCGUCUUUCUGCUUAUCGUUAUAUCACGUCCACGACCGCCCUGCAACCCUUGUAUUCACUGCUAGCUUCAUUCUGCACCGGGAUGUCCCCAAACCGAUUGAGUGCACUCGAGCUUCUCCUAUUCCACCAGCCUCUGCUCAAAGACUCCUUCGGCACGGCCGGAGAUGAGGAAUAUAUGGACCACGCCGAGCCCGAUGAGCCAGACGGUCAAGUGGAAAAGGGCUAUGCCAUCCAAUCGAUCCGGUUCCAGUACUCCAAGCCGAGCGAGGUAGCCGAGACUGAGAGCAUCAUCACUUUCAAGGCCAUAGUGGUACUCUCAAGCUUGGCUUCCUUGAAAUUCCACCAGCUAUCCAUUGGGGGGUCCGGUAGUAGUAGUACCGGGCUCGGACCUGGUAGUCAAGCUCUGUCCGUCGGAACAAUAGAUCAAGGAAGCCGUCUCAUCAACAUUAGCCUGACUCUCCAGCAGUUAGACACCCAGCCGAUCGAAACUCUCAUCAACCUCAUUACCUCCCAACUCACCCGAAAACAAGAGCAGACUAAUGGCCCCAAAAGCCUCCCGGAAGCGGGCCUGGUGAUAGAUUUCUCUAGGCCAGAAGAUGAUCAAGGCGUCACUCAGUCAAAGGAUGAAGGAGCAAGCUGGCGAGCUCGGUCUCCAUGGGUGCUCCAAAUCAUGGAUCAUGCUCAUUUCAAGUUGACGAGCCACCCAGGUCCAGCAGGGAAGAUUCACCCAAACCUAGCCAGCUGGUUCCUCCUCCAUACCGUCCACUAUCUCGAUCAGAUAAGCAAACUGCUAUCCACACAGGACGAUGACACCCAAAAGAUGAAGGCGCACGGGACCCGUCUAUGCUCGCUUCCAUCAAAAAUCUCAGAGCAAGAGAAACAGCUCAUCUUGAAGCUCUCCAGGCCGGCCCUAACCGCCCACCAAAUCAACUCGAGCAGGCCGCCGUUCGUCCAGCACUUCUUGGGCUCGAAAUCGUUAGUCGAAUUGGUCCUCAGAUCGGCCCAGAUUAACGAGACCCUCGUCGCGCUUCAUUGGUUCGAAAGAGCCAAGCUUGCACAUCCAUCUGUUGUUGUCGCUCAUGGAGGCCCCGGCCAUGAAGACGGGCCCUUGGAAUUGAAGUUGAAUUUCAAGCAGUUUGCUCAUUACUCUUACAUAUUAUCAGAACAUCUCUUGAAAUUUAUUCGGGAAAUUCAAGAUAAGAAGCCAACCAACUUUCUAAGGAAUGAGAACCCAACAAUAUGUCUCCUGAUGAACAAAAACCCGUGGCUAGUUCUGAUCAUGUUUGCCGUCUCAUUGACCGGGUCGAGUUACUUGAACCUCGAAUUAUCCACUCCCAAGAACAGGGUCAAAUCUAUCUUGGCCGGGAACUUGAAGAUCUGCUUACUAUUAACAUUCGAGAGCUACGAUAAUAAUCAGAUGGAUUUCAAUCCGAAGAAUAAUUUACCAGAGCAAUUAGAAUUUGAAGAUAUUGUAGAUCUGUCUUCCUACUGUCAGGAUCUCCAAGCCCGAUUCGAACUGUCUGGGAAACGGCCAGGACAGGCGGGGGCUGAGCAAGACCAGUCGAGAGUUGUUAUGAAAGCCAAACGACCUCUGGAAAUAUUAGAGUUAUAUGAAUCAAGGAUGAGAGAGAUGGAAGAAAGAUAUCUCCUCCCAACCGGCCGGAACCAGACCGCUUACAUCGUCUACACUUCCGGCACCACCGGCCAGCCUAAACCCAUCAAGAUAUCCAACUCGAAUCUGCUCCAGUUCUUGUUCAACUAUUCCUUGAGGUUUCAGCGCAAAAAUGACGGCCGGACUCGGGUCUUGCAAUUCGCCUCGUACUCUUUUGAUGUUUCGGUGAUGUCUAUUUGGGACACAUUGGCUCACGGAGCGACGAUCUGUAUGACGACAGUCGAGGAUCUGAAAAGCGACCUGAUCGGGACGAUGAUUGACUUGAGAUGUACGACGGUAGAUCUGACGCCGACGGUGCUCCACGUCUUACUAGAAGACGAGCUCUUCAGAUCGACGCAGAAUUUGUCUCCAGAAAGAGUGGCCGAGAAGUGGACGGGCCGGGGGUUCUACUUGAAUCAUCUCAAUACGGGCGCUGAGCCCGUCUCAGCUGAUUUACGCAGACAGUUCCUCGCCAGAGGCGUCAGUGUGUGCGUUGAUUACGGGCCCAGUGAAACGACGGUAGGCGUCAUAAGCUCAUUGACCCUAGAGGACCGUCCGGGGUUACCCCUUGACGAUAUCGGACGGCCGACCGGGCUGAAUGAGAUCUACAUCCUCGAGCCUCAUCUAGCCGAAUUGGUGCGCUUGGGUGGGGUCGGAGAAAUAUGUGUAGGUGGGGCCCAGGUAGCUGGAGGGUAUACCGACAGCGCACUCUCGCUUGGGAAGUUUGUCGAGCUAAAGCUAGACGGGCCCGUCGAGCCCGUCCGACUGUACCGGACCGGCGAUCUCGGCAAGUUCCUGCCGACGGGAUCAGAAGGGUACGGCAGUAUCUGCUGUCUCGGGCGUAUCGACAGCCAAGUCAAACUAUCUGGCGUGCGGAUCGAGCUCGGAGAAGUCGAGCAGCGGUUGAACCAGCUUGCUAACCGAGUCCCCUCCUUGUAUGGACACCGUCUCCGGGUCGUCAUUUCCAAAUGGGAUGGGAAUAACACGCGCACGGCGGGUCUAGUCUGUUUCAUUGAGCUCAACCCUCAGCUUUGCAAGUUGCUCCGUCAUGACAAGGGUCUAUUUCUUGGUACACCUCCCCCGGUGGACCCAGAGCUUAAGAUACUUAGCUUGAGUGAGGACGGGGGAUGGUUCGAUGGAUUGGUCGGAGAAGUCAAAGAGGCCGUCCGGGACGACCUUUCAAGUCACAUGAUUCCUCGAUACUGGAUUGCGGUCAGUCGGAUCCCUAUUAACUAUGCCGGUAAGGUUGAUCGGCGAGCAUUGACCGGCUUACUGGAGGAGCACUUUUGCAGCGGUAUCCAGGAGCCAUCACGAACAGCCGGUCAUAACGGAACAGGAGAGAUGGGAAGGCUCGAGCAGAUGGCCUGCGAGGCUUGGAGUGUUGGAUUAGGCCGCUCGGGUCCGGCCAGUCGAUUUAAAGAGACAGACAAUUUCAUCAAACUCGGCGGCGACUCGAUCGGGAUGAUGCGUGCGGUAGGCCGGGUCAGAAGAAGUGGGAUCGGGAUCGAAUUUUCGACUCUAGCUCGGGCCGCCGAUUUCUCUGCUUUCCUCCGAAUCCUUCAAGAACAUGAGCAAGAAUCGAGCCGUAGUGAGCAAAACAUGAUUAAGGCGAGUACGAGGAGUUACGCGCCAUUUGAUCUGCUGACGGGCUCAGAAAAAGAGGCUGUUUUCGAUCACCUGGGUCAAGUCCAUUCGAUCACCAAGGAGGAGAUCGAGGACUGUUAUCCCACCUCACCACCUCAAACCGGGAUCAUCAGUGCUAGUCUGGAAGACGAUUAUCACAAGGAUGAUGUCGAGAAAGUCGGGAUCUAUUUCGCUCAAGCGGUUUAUGUCAUACAUCCAUCCUUCUCGAGCGAAUCAGUCGCUAGGAAUAUGCUCCAACUCGUCUCCAAUCAUCCCGCUCUGAGGACAAUUUUCGUCUGGCCAGAUUGCCUACCCGAUAUCUUUCAAAUCGUUUUGAAUUAUUCUAGUACAAGGAUUGCUAAGAAUAUCGAGAUUGUAAGAAUAGAAAAGGAAGAAGACUAUCGCUCAAAACUUGAUACUUACUUGAGAGAAGACAGAGAUCGAAGGAAGUUCAAAUGGGGAAGGCUCAGUGGAUCGAUAAGGAUCUUCGAAUGCGAGGACAGCAAACAGAGGAGGAUGGUCUGGUCCUUGCACCACGCUCUAAGUGACGGCUGGACGCUAGAAAUUCUGAUGAAAGAAUUGGGGGAAUUGUGUCGCCAAGAAGCAAGCCAGUCGGAGGCGAUACUGGCGGUGAGCCCGUCGCGGAGGACUCGGUAUAGUGCGUUUGUCGACGCUUGGAAGAAGCGUGCAGAGGUCCAUCAACGCGAGACCCAUCAGUUCUGGAAGGUCUAUCUGGAAGGAGUCCAGAGAAAUCCGACUGGCUCAGCUUGCACGACUACCCAACACAAAUCUGCAAGAUGGCUCGGCCGGAAGAAAUUGGAAGAGCUCAAGUUGAUCCAUGGGAUCACACCUGCGAUAGCGAUCAGACUAUCGAUCGCGAUUGGUUUGUUCAAUGCAGGCUUGGAUGGCCCAGAUGUAGUUUUUGGCCUGGUAAGAAGCGGAAGGGAGGUGGAGAUGGAUGAGGGCCGGUUGGCAGAAGACGUGGUGGGCUGCUGCGUCUCAGUCCUGCCGAUCCGAACGAAGCUCUGGGACGGCCAGUUUAGGCAGAUGAGCCUCCUGGAAGCCUUGGAGCAUGAGAAGCAGACGGAGAGCGAGAUCGGCAAGCAUCAGAUGAUAUCCGUCGGCGAGCUCGGCAGAUUGAUCGUUGGACACGGAGAAUGGCUCGACACGCUAGUGACCAUCCAGAGCUGGGACUCGGCGCAUCCAGAGGGACCCAUCAAGCAGCCGCCGGAGCUGAUACGAAUGCCCACCAGAUACAAGCUGAGCAUCGAAGUCAGCUUGGAAGAAGACAGGGACGCAAUCACCAUCGAUCUCUUCUACGACAACCGAUCCUUCAUCAACCGCAACGUCCUCCAUGAGGCAUGCGAUCCGGCUGACUCGAUGGCCGACAGGCUGUUGGUCCAUCUAGUCUCUAGCUUCAAUCAUCUCUCGGAUUCUAAUCACCAUCAUCAACCCAUCCAUUCGAUCCUCAAUCCAUCCCUAUCCACCGAAAGUCCGAUCUCGACUGGGAGUCCGUCCGUUUGUCCAACAAGCACACUUAUCCCAGAUGACCAUCAAACAGAGAUCCUCCCCCCCGUUCUGCAACGAAAUAGUCGAAAACUGAGCGACCAGCGGCCACUCCAGCUGCUCAUAGAUGAAAAUCGAAUGGCAAACCGGCAGUGCCAUUUAGACACUCUCAAGAUGGCCAAGAUGAAAGAGAUUUGGACGGAUAUCUUGGGUCUUCAAGAUUCCGAUCCGUUCCGAUUGGAUCGAUCCUUCGAACAUUUGGGCGGUGAUUCAAUUGGGAUGAUGCGGCUGAUGCGAAGAAUCAAGGAAGAGUUUUACCCCGAGCCCGAAGACCCCAACAGCCGGAAUAGCACCUCUUAUAUCGACGGCUAUGGCGUCCAUUGUUGCACCAAAGAUGGCGACCAGAAGCGGCGCGAUAACAACAAGCUUCAUCUUGGACAUCCUGUAUCAACUAAUCCUCAAGGCAAGAUUCGCACUCUCUUUCAAGAGAUCAAGAACGGGAUCACUUUCAUCGACCUAGUCCGGCUCAUAUGA
Messenger RNA from Puccinia graminis f. sp. tritici CRL 75-36-700-3, 5464 nucleotides. RefSeq lists its product as uncharacterized. The record is from RefSeq and is a predicted model, not a curated record. The coding region runs from base 233 to 5464 and encodes 1743 amino acids. Gene Ontology annotation, cellular component: cytoplasm. The transcript has 5 exons. Gene Ontology annotation, biological process: secondary metabolite biosynthetic process; amino acid activation for nonribosomal peptide biosynthetic process. NCBI's taxonomy places the organism in Eukaryota, Fungi, Basidiomycota, Pucciniomycetes, Pucciniales, Pucciniaceae. Gene Ontology annotation, molecular function: phosphopantetheine binding; catalytic activity.